Messenger RNA from Myxocyprinus asiaticus (Chinese sucker), 384 nucleotides. Its product is annotated as histone H2A-like. The record is from RefSeq and is a predicted model, not a curated record. NCBI's taxonomy places the organism in Eukaryota, Metazoa, Chordata, Actinopteri, Cypriniformes, Catostomidae. Bases 1 to 384 code for a protein of 127 amino acids. The transcript has a single exon. Gene Ontology annotation, molecular function: structural constituent of chromatin; protein heterodimerization activity; DNA binding. Gene Ontology annotation, cellular component: nucleosome.
AUGAGUGGCAUAGGUAAAUCCGGCAGUAAAACAAGAGCAAAGGCUAAAACUCAUUCAUCCAGGGCAGAACUGCAGUUCCCCGUCGGUUGUGUGCGCAGGCUGCUCCGCAAAGGAAACUACGCAAAGCACGUUGGUGCCGGUGCUCCUGUUUAUCUGGCCGCUGUACUCGAGUAUCUCACCACUGAGAUUCUGGAGUUGGCUGGAAACGCUGCUCGGGACAACAAGAAGACUCAUAUCAUUCCCUGUCACCUGCAGCUGGCAGUGCAGAACAAUGAGGAGUUGAACAAUCUCUUGGGUGAAGUGACCAUCGCUCAGGGUGGUGUGCUGCCCAACAUCCAGGCUGUGCUGCUGCCCAAGAAUACCGAGAAGACCGCCAGGAAGUAG